Messenger RNA from Knipowitschia caucasica, 558 nucleotides. The record is from the annotation of a GenBank genome assembly. Lineage: Eukaryota; Metazoa; Chordata; Actinopteri; Gobiiformes; Gobiidae.
AUGUGGACCCAGUCUCUGCCCCUUCACCUCUGGUCCGGACAGUCCCAGAAGCUGCUCCCUGUAUCUGGGACGUCACCCACACAGCGUCCGGGACGUCACCCACACAGCAUCCGGGACGUCACCCACGCAGCGUCCGGGACGUCACCCACACAGCGUCCGGGACGUCACCCACACAGUGUCCGGGACGUCACCCACACAGUGUCCGGGACGUCACCCACACAGUGUCUGGGACGUCACCCACACAGCGUCCGGGACGUCACCCACACAGCGUCCGGGACGUCACCCACACAGCGUCUGGGACGUCACCCACACAGUGUCCGGGACGUCACCCACACAGCGUCUGGGACGUCACCCACACAGCGUGUUGACAGUGAGGAGCUGCUCUCUUACUCUCGGGCCGACACUGGUCCCGUUGCCAUGACGACGCUGCCCUGGGUCCAGAAGCAGCCGCACUCGCCCUGGCUCCUCGUCCACUUCCACGGAGGAGGCUUUGCGGCCCAGACGUCCAAAUCUCAUGAAGUUAGUGACACACCAUCCAGGACUAGCAUGACCAAGUGA